UAUAUAUAUAAUAUAUAUGGAUGCUUAAUUUUUAAGAUUUGAAAGCGAAGAAAAUUGUUACAGCUUGGAGUUUUAUACCGUCUUAAUAUUUGAGGUUAAAGACAAUUAAAUCCCAAUCGAUUAGAGUCAAUGAUUCCUGUAAACUUUCAAUAUCGUACAGUCAAUUUCUUUUUUCUGGACGAAGACCUGUGUGAACGUAUUCGUAUUGUACCCUUGCCGAGGGAUCAUGUGCGGUCCCAUGCUUUGUGAACCUGGAAACGAUUUACUUUUGUGGACCUUGUUCGCUGACCAAGGAGUGGGCACAUGGCAGUUAUCUCGGAACUUGGUGCAUAUUCGAGCAAAGACAUGCUGUGCCUCUUUGAUUUGAAGUAAUAUUAUUUACAUUAUUCCAUGGACGUGAGGUCAUGUAGCAUACCAGUCCUUCUGGUGUCCAAUUUUUUUUAAAUUGUACAUUGGUAAAUAAAUUGUUCUCGAUUUUGAAAUAUUUUUGUGUUGACUAACAAUGAUCAUCCUUAUAUCAGAUGGGUAAACUUUAAAAAACACAACACAAUUAACGGUAAUUGUGACAACCAGAGUAAUAUUUAAUCAUACCAAAGCCAAAUUGUUUUUAAACUAUAAACAAUACUGGUUUGGUUGCUUACCUUUGAUUGAACAUGUUUGAUGUUUGGUGCAUAUGACAUGUUUAGUAUCGAGUCUGUACAGGAAUUAAUUACAUCUCAUUAUAUCUCGGAACAACAAGUUACUCUAGCUUGAUGCUUUAGUUGACAAUGAUUAGAUGCGGAUGUAUUAGCAGGCAUGCCCAUUAUGAAGAGCAACGGUAUUUGCAAAUGUCCCUUCAAACACCAAGUGACAAUUGAUGAAAAGGCGGACAAUAUUUCGAGUGCAUCUGACAAACAAAAAUUAUCCACCUACUCCAAAUGUCUGACUCUCUAUUCAAUCCAAGUUUUAAAGGAUGUAAUGUUUAUAUGAGUGUCAUAAAAAAAUGGGGUAGGUUUAACCACCACCACAAAAAAGAAUACCCCCACAGUAUUCAAGAGACAAGUUACAUGAAAGUCAAAAUGUGAUGAAUUAUAGAAAGCUUGAGUGGUCGUAGAAAAUUUUUAGAGUUUGACAUCUCCAUUGAAUACAUCAACUCAUCAUUCCUUGUCAUAAACAGAGCGGCGGAUAUAGACUUGUCAUGGCAUUCUAAGAUGUGGGAAAGCUACAUUUAGCCGCAGCAAUCACCCAUUCCAGAUGUGGAUUCGACCCUUCGUACACUCUGAUUUUGCAAGUUGGAAUACCCCAGAAUGUUCUGAGCCGCGUUGCCUGAUAUGCAAUUGCAAUGCACAUACAGAAGACUCUGUCGUGAAGUCUGUGAGCUUACAAGACGUACUUGAUAGCAAAGUAAAUAAGUCUGUUUAUUGUUACAUAUUCUUCCUACCAACAAUUCUACACAAAGAAGACAAAAGGAAGUUGCGCUAUUAUUAUAGAAAGUUAUCGAAAUGUCUUAGUUUAACUUGUCUGUUAGCGAUAUUUGAUUAUGUCUGUGCGUAGUGUAUCCCAUGUGUUGUUUUGUAUUGAAUAUAUUAUCACCUAAUUGUCUCUGAAGUUUAUAUUAUGAAUCUUGAUUUUAUGAAAAACAAAUUUUCAUAAAUCGGUUCUUUUUGCUCAAUCAUAUACGUGCAUUAGUUGUGAUAUUGCCGUUAAAACAGAUUAGUUUUUCGUAAAAUGUUGCCCUAUGGCAAAAUGUGCAACAAUUUGUGAACAACAACAUAAGUGUUGUUAAUCAUCCACUAUGGUUAUCAUAUUAUAAAAUCAUGAAAAAAUGAUUCCUUAUUAUGCUAUUUAAGGGAAAUAAAGAUCUCAAUCGUUUUUUAGAACAGGAAAAAGGUAUUCGAAGAAUAAUAUUGAAUAUUUAGGAAAACACCCGAAACUUAUGGAAAAACCCAUUUACACGUUAUAUCUAUGUUUUUUAAACUUAAAUUGCUGGUUAUUAGAGCACUGAAAAACUAGAUUUAUCAACUAAAUAUAAGUAAUGGUAAUUCCUAGCCAUCAAUCUUUUGAGCGGGUAUAUUCUACGAGUAGAUGUUGAUUCAUGGCAAACAUUACUUUCUUUUUUAAUUUUGUUUGAUUUGAUUGCAACUGUUGCACAGGUAAGGCCCUUUUUAUAUGUCAAAUAUACCUGCGUAUCUAAGGACCAAGUAAUAUAUUUAGUUUUAAAGUUGGUCAGGAUAUUGUUUGCACAACAAACGAUAUUUGCAAGAAUCAUAGACACAAAGCAGAGUUCGACAAUACUCGGUCAACCGAGGGAUGAACUAUACUGGAAGAAGAAGAAGAACCAAAUCGACACUGAGUUUUAAAAAGGAUCAAUUUAUUUCUACUAUGGAAGUAAUAUCUUCGACAAUUGUUGGCUGGUGCAGUCGUUUAAAGGCUGGUGUAUGGUGAGUUGCCGCUAAAAGGCCCAAGGGAUCAAUUUGAUGAAGUGCUAGUACAGGCUGUGGAGUGAAAUCCGAAAGAGUAUGAAAUAUCCUUGAACGACACUUUCCAAACAUGGCAAACUAUGACUACAUUUCCACCGAUUACCAAGGCACUCUCUACUCGUCUAUAUGCCCAAAGACCGAAGAUUACUUUGUCAGUGUUGAUACUUACCAACGUGAGGCCAGGGGGGACAUCAGGAUUCUUCACAGUGUGGUUGCAUCAAAAGAUCAGAGUGGAUCGGUUGAGGAUUUUGCAGGCAAAUAUAAACGUGUUUCUGAAGUAGAACUGCAAGACUUGAUUCUUAGAGCUCGUACUCACAUUAUACCAAACUUAGUCAGGAAAAGAAACAUUGUAGAUCUCGCUAAGUUGUUAGUAUGUACUGACAAACAUUUUCGGAAGUUCGUUCUUAAGAAGUUGAAAGAUAUCAUAAGUAACUUAGAUAUAUCUGUUCUUUUUAUGUGUGAUUUUAAAACGUGUUUGCAGUAUUUGAUUAAUAUUUUUCCUGACAAAAACUUGGAUGAUAUUUCAAUUUGGCUUGAUUUGUGCCAACCUGUUAUGGACAUGCUAUCAAUCCUAAUGGUGCUAUCAUGCUCUCAAAGCAACGAAAUGACAACAGUUCAGAGGGAUAUUGUAUCAUUAUCGAAUAAAAUGAUUGACAAGAUAUCCUUGCUGUUGUCAGGAAAGAAACUGAAAAAGGAACAACCAAAAUGUUACUAUGCAUUAAAAUGUGUUGCUUCUUUCAUCAAAUGUGUCCCUUCAUGGAAUCUAAGUCGAGACUUUCAAGGAAUAUUCGAGAACUGGGAAGACGCCUUCUGCUCACGUCAUCACGCAGAACAUCUUGAGAAAAUCGUGGAACGGUCAUUCUUUGAGCAGUACAUUGUUAUGAUUGGUUUUUAUUUUAAGCUCAAACAGAACGUGCCGGUUGAAGAAAAUUUUCUAAGGUUUCUUCAGCGUCUUUUUCUUCCUAAGAGUGUGGAAAAAAUGCAAACAGAUGUGCAGCAAUAUGCUUUAGCAGAUAUAGCAUUGCGUGGGAUUGGUUCUUGUUUGUAUAGAUCUAGGGGAAAAGCCGAAGCUUUAAUGAAAGUUGUUGACGUUUGCUGGAAAGAAUUGGAAGGACGGAAAAGAUUUCUUCCUCUUCCAUAUGAACUGACGGAUCAUCUCUUCCAGGGUGACAAACAACUUGUUUACACCAUUAUUCAGUCUUUGAACAUCUCAGAGCAAUUUCUGUUUGAAUGUGCCGAAAAAAAUAUUGAACGACGAGUUCCAGACAUAGUUUUUCACGACUUGGAUAAUCACGCGCUUCCUAAAAUGAGUGAUCAUUCAUAUUGGUCAGUUGGGUAUGGCCGUAUUCGCAAAUGCAAUACAAAGAUCGCUAUCCAUGUGCCUGGGAUAUCUCCCAGUACUUUACAGUUAGGUCAAAAAAGGAACAUCAAGAACGAAAUGUUAGAAAAUGACUUUAAGAUUCUUUUAGGUCUUCAGCAGAAGACCACACACACAAACAUCGUUAGGCUGCUAGCUUACAGUGAACUACAAAGUCCAUUGCCAUUUUACGCAAAAGAUUGUCAUAGGAAGGGGAUGCUUGAUAAACUCAUGGAAUCAAGACAACAACAAAUACAUUUACCGAUAAAGUGGUUCAAUGAUCGUCUGACAGAUAUUAUUAGUGCUCUCAGCUAUCUCCAUGGUGUUAAAAUUGUCCAUCGUGACAUCACACUCCGUUCAUUUCGACUUAUUCAAUGUAAAGAUAGAGAUGAUGAUUUGGCUGUUUUGUACGACUUUAACCUUGCUUGUCAAACAGAUUUCAGUGCAACAGCGAUUGGAAAAGUGGCAGAUUUGCGUGGAGAUGGGAUCCCCAUUCGUUGGUCUGCCAUAGAGUCAAUUCUUCAAGAUUGCUAUGAUGCCAAAUCAGAUAUUUGGAUGUUUGGUCACGUGAUCAACGAGAUUUUUACAUAUGGAUGUGAACCCUUUACGGAUCACUACAGUCUUACCACAGAUGAUAUCAUCGCAGGGGUGUUGGCAAGCGAUAUCAGCCCUCACUGGUGGCCCUGCAUCCCUCGUGAUUAUCAUGACCUCUCCGUAUCCUGCUGGAAAACUGACUCAAGUGAAAGACCUUCAGCUGAAGAUAUUUUUGAAAAGUUACGUAAACUUGGAAAAGACUGUAAAGAGGAAAUGUGUGAUUGCUUGAAUCUCCCUCGAAUAAGUGAAAGACAGGCGGAGCGAGGUCAUGAACCAGAGAGGGGCAUUACUCCCUUUAUCAAACAGAUAAAGCUCGAAAGUUUAGAAAAAAGAGAAAAUGUCAGGAAAUCAGUAAUGGACAUAAAACGUGAAAACAGUAUGGGUUCAGUUGAAUUGGCUUCUAAUUUAGAUGUAAAUGACGUCGCUUCUCCGCUUCAGUCAGUUGUCAAAGAAAUGAGAGGUAACAUUUUGGUCAUUGAACCAGUAACAGAAGGAUUUUGUGAGAAGUUUUACACAAGUUUGACUCCUGAUUUCUGUGAUAAGAUGGGAAUUGUAAAGGACUCAUUGAACCGAGAUAGAGAGACUGUUCAGGGUUUUCCUGCUGGUGUUGUAUUAAAAUAUAAAUACCCAAAAGCAGUAAACAUAUUAAAAAUGGCUCGAGAAAGCGAGUCUCCAAGAGAAUGCAUUGACAUUCUUCUCUCUGUGGUCCAACUUGUGCAGAAAAUGCACACGAAGAGAUGGUUGAUGGUGGCCCUAACAGGAAACAAUGUUUACAUACAAAGGGAGGCCGGCCAAUACAAAGCUUUUUUCGUGAAAGUGGGAGGCAUGGUACGAAUGCCUGAAAAUAAACGUAAUAGUUCAGAAGAAAACAUUCAUGUUUCAGACCGAUUUGAAGACAUCAUAUUCUGGCUUCCCAGAGAGGUGAUAUCAUUUGGACAGCUGUCGAGAGGAAGUGACGUAUAUACAUUGGCGAUGCUGUUUUACCAAGUGUAUAUGGCUUUUUCUGUGCACAACGAUUUACAGACGGUUCCAUUUUCGAGAAAACAUAGAUCUUGUAUACUCGGGAUUCUAAAUGAAGGACACAAGCCAGAGAAACCUCCAAAAUGUCCGCCUUGGUUAUAUGAUGACGUCAUGAUACCGUGUUGGCAUAGUGAUAGAUCACAGCGACCGCCUGUGGAAGAAGUCUUUCAAAUUAUGACCGAGAGAAAAAAAGAAAAUGCUGACAUCUUGGUGUCAAGUUCACGUGAUGGUGGAUAUCUGGAUACUGCGAGUUUGACCUUGACCGACUCUAUUGGGGCCACAGAAAAUGCAGAUAACCAAUAUGACGACAUCGCCAAUGUCAGGCCGCUAUCUGGGUUGAAUGAUGCAGUGGUACAGAGUCCCUCUCAGUCUUUUAUUUUGGACGAAAAAGACAUGAAAAACUUUGAACUUGAAGGCUCACAAACAGUAACAACGGAUUCGAUUUCAUGUGUCUCCCCUCCUCCUCUCCAGGAUGUAAGCGAACCAAAUUUACAAAUACGCCCCGGUCAACCCCCACAACUAGUAAGGAACACUCAACUGAUGGUUCCCCUCGCUGGACAAGAAAUGGAGAAACAGAAUCCACUAUACGAGAGUGUCACUGGUAAACCCAGCAGUCAUUCAGAGUCUAGGGCUAGAGGCCAAGAACAGCAAAGUCAGGGAGAGGACUUGGAGCACAGCCAGAGCUCCGUGACUAAAUCAUCAGACUUUGUACAGUCAAACAGUUAAAACAUGACCUAUAUGACUCUACUGCUUAUGAAAUCAACAAUUAAUUACUGUAUCAAUUAAUACAGUAUAAUUUCAUCAGUAUCACAUUGAUAUAUUUAUCAUGAUUCAAAAGUAUAGUGAAUCACACAAUUUUUCCUCAAUGAUUCAUGCGAGUGUGAUGAGAAUAGCUAGCACUGCAGAAAAAUACUUUCACUUUUUUCUGCAAUGCUAGCGUAGCUACAUGAAUGCACCUUCUAAGUCCGUAAAAAAAAGACAAGUCCAAAGAAAGCAUUUUCAUUUACGUCUUUUUCUGAAUCUGCUAUCAUUUAUUAAUAUAUAAAGAGUUUUAAAGUAAAUAAAAUAUAAUCAUUGUCAAUCAGUACUUUAUACAAAUUCUUACUCGAAUUUUAUCUAUAAUGGCUUGAAAAACUGACCUCAGCCGAUGAAGAAUUUUGAUACAUCAUGGAAUAAUUCAAGCAAAGUCAACGCCAAAAAAAUAGAAAAUGGGUUUAGUCCACUAAUGCAUUUCCCAUAGGCGGUAAUGUUAACGUUAGGGUUCAUAGCUCCGGCCCUAAUUUUCGUUCAGCAACGAGGGACCCCUUGAAUUAAAGCUCAUCAAAUUGUCUCUUACCUGUUAAAAUUUCGUGGUGUGAAGUCAGAUUCGUUUUCCGUCAAAAUGCGUCUGUAUUGAAAAACUCUGAAAAUGAAAGUAAAAGUAGGGAAUUUCACAGUUUUGGAAAGGGUGUACAUUCACCAAUUUCAAUUUUUUUCUUCAAAUGACAAUUCAAUUUUGACACUUGCUUUUAAAAUUGCAAAUCCUCUUUUCUGACAUGUGUCAAGCAUUUUGAUUUAAAAUGACCCAAUAAAUGUAUAUACACUCUGCAAGUAUAGGGACUAUUUUGCUUAAAGGCACUGGAUAUACCCAAAUACAAUUUAAUGCAUUAUAUAUAUUAAUGGAAAAAUUGGCUUUUCCUUCAUGUAACAUGCUAAUCGACAAGAACGGCAUUUUUUAAGGUAAUACAAAACAGAGAAGUGAAAAUUUUCCUAUUAUUCAAUUUUUCUGAAAGGUUUAUAUUUUGUUCAUUGGAAUGACUUCUUUAAAUAUGUAAAAUUUGAACAAAAAAAAUCCGACCUCACAAUUUUUGCUCAUAUCGCCCCAAACAGCCCAUUUGAAUCUCCUUUCAGUGGAUUGUAAAAAUGAAAGAGUCAUUGUUAUAAUCUCCUAUGACAUUAAGUUAAUUUUCAAUAUAUUACAAGUGUUUGUGUUGCUUUUCAUACCGGUGUUAUAUAGUGCCUUUUUCCCCUAGCCAUCUUUCCCCCCGAAAAAAUGGCUAUAUAGCAGUUCUUCCCCCCGGAAAAAUGGCUAUAUAGCAGUUUUUCCCCCACGGAAAGCUGACUAUAUAGUGGGCUUUCCCCCUUUU
Messenger RNA from Magallana angulata, 7556 nucleotides. RefSeq lists its product as uncharacterized. Gene Ontology annotation, biological process: protein phosphorylation. The coding region runs from base 2530 to 6156 and encodes 1208 amino acids. The transcript is spliced from 17 exons. Lineage: Eukaryota; Metazoa; Mollusca; Bivalvia; Ostreida; Ostreidae. Gene Ontology annotation, molecular function: ATP binding; protein tyrosine kinase activity. The record is from RefSeq and is a predicted model, not a curated record.